Messenger RNA from Lycium barbarum (goji berry), 838 nucleotides. RefSeq names its product probable calcium-binding protein CML13. Gene Ontology annotation, cellular component: myosin II complex. NCBI's taxonomy places the organism in Eukaryota, Viridiplantae, Streptophyta, Magnoliopsida, Solanales, Solanaceae. Bases 74 to 517 code for a protein of 147 amino acids. The record is from RefSeq and is a predicted model, not a curated record. Gene Ontology annotation, molecular function: calcium ion binding. The transcript has 2 exons.
CCCCAAAAUCAUCAAUCAAACAAAAUCUACACAGCAGAGAGAGAGAGGGAAUUCACAAGUCGUCAAAGAAACAAUGGGUAAAGAUCUGAGCAACGAUCAAAUCUCCUCAAUGAAGGAAGCGUUCACUCUCUUCGACACAGAUGGUGAUGGCAAAAUCGCCCCAUCAGAACUAGGUAUCCUAAUGCGUUCAUUGGGUGGUAACCCGACCCAAGCCCAACUCAAAUCCAUAAUCGCUGAAGAGAAACUCAAUUCCCCAUUCGAUUUCAACCGAUUCCUUGAACUCAUGUCGAAACACCUGAAACCUGAACCAUUUGAUCGACAGCUUCGUGAUGCGUUUAAGGUGUUGGAUAAGGAUGGAACCGGGUAUGUUGUGGUUGCGGAUCUAAAGCAUAUAUUGACCAGUAUUGGUGAGAAACUUGAGGCUUCGGAGUUUGAUGAGUGGAUCCGUGAGGUUGAUGUUGGAUCAGAUGGAAAGAUUAAGUAUGAGGAUUUCAUUUCCAGGAUGGUUGCCAAGUGAUUUCGAUCGCGAUUUGAAAUCUGUGGCUGUAAUAUUCAUUGGAUGAAAGCAAGAACCUGACUUUGAGUAAUUUUAGUUUGGUCUUUCAUUUGGCAUGUUCAAGUGCAUCUAAUUUGCAAUUUCCUAGGAUUGAUUUCGCUGUUUUUCACUUGUUAUUGUCAUUGAACAAUUUGUUAUUCAGAUGUUAUCCUGUAUGUGGUUUUUGGCAUGCUGAGACCCGUAAUCAUCUAGAACCUAAAAGUACAGUUGCUUCUUCCUUGGUGUAUAGUUUAGACGCUGUGUAACUUAAACUCGUCUUUUCAGUGUUUCUACUUUCGUUUA